AUGGCUGAGAAUGGAGGCCGAGAGCCUCAAAUGAUGCACCACCUGCAUCAACGCCAGUCAUCCCGUGGGCUAUUCUCCCCCGAAGUCGUUGAUCUUGUGCUACCGCCUCUGAAGUUUGGUGGUUACGCUGGAACUGCUGGUGUUCUGGCUGGUGUUGGAGGCUCAAUUUUUAAAGAGGCAAACCCUAUAAUUUGGGGUGCGGUUUCUGGCUUCCAAUGGUUCACUUUAGGGACAAGUUUCUGGUGUAUUGUUCUAAAAGCAUGGGGCGGUGAGGAAAGACUCAAAAACUCCGAAAAGACAAUGGCCAGCGCAAUAUCUGGUACAGCAGCAGGCGCCGUUGGUGGCUUGAUCCGAGGACCUAAGAAUAUUCUACCCGCCAUGUUUGUCUGGACAACAGUAGGAGCUGUUGGGCAGAUAAUAGCGAACCGAAUGGCAGUUCGCAAACCCAAAGUGGAUGAUGAGAAGGAAGGAUUCCUCACGCGGUGGACUCCGCUCAAGAAGCUCACAGACCAGGAGUAUAAGGAUAUGAUGUUCGAAAAGAUGCUGCGGAUAGAUGCUGAUAUUGCACUGAUCGAUGAACGUAUUGUUGAACUACGGCAACAAGCCCAAGAGGAAUCUAAAAAUAAGCCUUCGACGCAAUAA
This is a messenger RNA of Fusarium graminearum PH-1, 642 nucleotides long. RefSeq lists its product as uncharacterized. Lineage: Eukaryota; Fungi; Ascomycota; Sordariomycetes; Hypocreales; Nectriaceae. The transcript has 4 exons. The record is from RefSeq and is a predicted model, not a curated record. The coding region runs from base 1 to 642 and encodes 213 amino acids.